Messenger RNA from Staurois parvus, 386 nucleotides. The record is from the annotation of a GenBank genome assembly. NCBI's taxonomy places the organism in Eukaryota, Metazoa, Chordata, Amphibia, Anura, Ranidae.
UUCAAAUAGGGUGUGCCCAUCAGUGUGCCCCCUUAUAUUAGGUGUCGCCAUCAGAGUGCAACUUUACAUCAUGUAUUCACAUCACUGCCCCUUUACAUCAGGUAUCCCCAUCACAUUGCCACCUUAUAUCAGGUAUUCCUGUCAAAGUGCCCCCUUACACUCAAAGUACCCCUUUCUAUCAUAUUUCCCCAUCAGAGUGCCCCUUUCCAUCACAUGUGCCCAUCAGAGCGCCCCUUUCCAAAGUAUGUGCCCAUUUGUGCCCCUUAACAUAAAAUGUGCCCAUCAGAGUGCCCCUUAAUAUAAAAUCAGAGUGCCCCUUAAUAUAUAUGUGCUCAUCCGAGUGCCCCUUAAUAUAAAUGUGCUCAUCCGAGUGCCCCUUAAUAUAA